Molecule: messenger RNA, 1604 nt
Organism: Jatropha curcas
Lineage: Eukaryota; Viridiplantae; Streptophyta; Magnoliopsida; Malpighiales; Euphorbiaceae
Product: interferon-activable protein
Source: RefSeq, a predicted model, not a curated record
AUUAAAUACUAAAAUCCCCCCAACGGUCACAAAACUAAAUAGCUCCACAACGUUCACUGUCGCUCAGUCUUUCUGAUUAACGGUUACAUUCUGACUUACAUACCCAUAUCACAGUCUCUAGCAAGUAACAAUCUCGCCCUCUGUUUCAGGGUUCUGUUUCUCUCUCUAAACCAAUCAGUCCAUCACACCAAUUUAGAUUUCUGGGUCUUCUGUUCUUUAUUGUAAAGUUCUUUGCUUUGCAAUGGAGCCAGCAAAAAUAGACUGGAAGAAGGUAGAAUCCAUAUUUGUAGAAGACAAUUUGUAUGAGAAUUUAAACGCACCCAAAUGGGUUGAUUUCUUGAACCCUGAAGAUAACUCCGUUGAUGAUGAGGCCUGGUUUUGCAGACCUGAAUGUAACCAUCCAAAAUCUGUUGAGGAUUUCCUUAGAACAACUCCAACUUCGAAGCUUCCAUGCUCAGCUGAAAAAUCUAAAACCCCUCUCGGCAACUGGAACCUAAGAGAUGCAAAAUCGAAGAGGAGAGGGCAAAGUCAGUCUUCAUUUACAUUUGGUGAAGACAGUGAAAACCGGAACCCAAAUUUAUCAACACCGCCAAAUUACCAAGCUAAGUUCUUGAAAGGAAUUAUCAAAUCCAGCACUGAAAAGAAGAAACCAGUUGAUGAUAUCUCACAAACAAAUGAGGCACCCAGGCUAAAAAGCACAUUAUCUGCAAGGAAUUUGUUUGCAGGGAAGGAUAUACUGGGUCAUAUUAGCGAGUUCUGCAAUGAAUUGAAGAAAAUGGCAAUGAGAGCAAGGGAGGGGGAGAAUGAUGAGAGGGACAGUCAAGUGGGAGAGAAGAAAGAUGUGGCAGUAGUGACUGACUGUCCUAGAAAGGUUUCGGGGAAUGUGAAGGAGGGGAAAGAGAGGAAGCCAUUGCUUGAAGUGGGCCGAGAGAAAUCUGAAGGAAUCGAGAAAGGAAGUGUCAAAGAGAAACUGAGGAAGAAGAAAAUAAUUGAUGAUGCGGAGAAUAUUCCAGUCCCUCUAAAUUUGGAAAAUGUGAAGCACAAAGGAGAAGAGCGAUUGUUGCAAAUUCGGACGAAUCCUCCUUCUCCUCAAUGUUUUUCCGCAACUCGUCCACCCACCAAAACGACCCCUUCAAAAGCUUCCAAAUCCAGGCUUAUGGAGAGAGGCAUUCUUCAAGAAGUGAAGCAGAACAAGGAAGUGACAGAGGAGGAAACUGAGAACAAAGGCAGAAGCUUUUCCAUUGUGGAUGGCAGGGAAACCAGACCUUUGGAUGUAUUUUGGUUCUUGAAGCCCUGCACACUGUCCAGCUAAAAUGAUUGAUUGAGCCCUAUAAAGAAUUUCUCCAAUUCAUUCAUUCUUUUCAUUUUCAUUAUUCAUCAAUUGAAAUUCAUUAAUUAGAUUUCAUUUAGUUUUCUUAUUCAUAGAUCCAUACUUUCACAUUCUUAGUCCUUGAUUCAUUAGAUCUCAAUAAGAGAAACUGUAAUUAAUCAAUAGUUUUACUGAAUCAUUUCAUUGCAGCCAAAGAAAAAAGGUUGUACUUUGAUCUCCAAUCUUCACAGUUAAAUGCCAAUAAAAAGAAAAUAGGCCAUGGAAUUUCUUCUAA